Messenger RNA from Lasiodiplodia theobromae, 1113 nucleotides. RefSeq names its product Flavin-binding monooxygenase. NCBI's taxonomy places the organism in Eukaryota, Fungi, Ascomycota, Dothideomycetes, Botryosphaeriales, Botryosphaeriaceae. Gene Ontology annotation, biological process: retrograde transport, endosome to Golgi. The coding region runs from base 1 to 1113 and encodes 370 amino acids. Gene Ontology annotation, cellular component: late endosome; cytoplasm. The record is from RefSeq and is a predicted model, not a curated record. The transcript has 2 exons. Gene Ontology annotation, molecular function: oxidoreductase activity.
AUGUCUUUCGCAUUCUCGCCAACAGACCCAAGGGAGAUCGUCAUCAUCGGCGAUUUCAAGCUGCACGGCGAACUCGCUGAGAAGCACGGUGGCCACCAGCGCUGGGGAUACCGACGUGUGUACUGCGCUGAAGUUGACCUGCAAGCCCAAGAGCACACCGCCAACAAGCCCCCGCCCUCUGAGGACUCUCCCGAUUACCCUCCCGAACUGGACUGGCUGCAGCCGGCAAGCGUCAAGUCCUACACCGAGAUUGGCACGCCACGCAACUCGGCCCAAGUGCAUCCGUACCUCUAUACCACCUCACUCGCCAGGCUCGCCGAAGAAGCAGGCGCCAUCAUCCGCCUCGGCCGCGCUACCGCGAUCAACUACACAGCCGACCAGAAAGCCGUUUCUUCCGUGACCUUUAUCCCCAAGGACUCGACGACGUCGGAAACCACCACCACCACCAUCACCGCGACCGACGCCAUCCUCGCCGCCGGCCCCUGGACGCCAACCCUCCUCCCACGCGCCGCGCUCCUCACGCCCCGCGGGCACAGCAUCGUCAUCAAGCCCACGGGCCCCAUCUCGCCCUACGUCCUCUUCCCCACUAUCACGCCGCCGCCGCCACCAAACGCCUCUCCCGACAACGACUCCUACCCAUCCAUCUCACCGGAAAUCUACCCCCGCCCCGCCGACGCCCUCUUCUCCACCGACACCAUCUACUCUGCCAGCGGCGACGACUACGACGUACCGCUGCCCGCCUCCACCGCCUCCGUCGCCGUCGACGAGCGGCGCUGCGCCGACCUGUGGACCGCGCUGCGCGGCUUCGUGGCCGGCGACCGUAUCGGCCAGGAUGGCAGCGUCGUCGUGCGGCAGCAGGCGUGCUACAAGCCGCAGAUACGCCGGCACGACGACGGCGAGGAGGUGGGCCCCAUGGUGGGCGCGGUGCCCGGCGUGCGCGGGUACUGGUUGGCCACCGGCCACGAUGAGUGGGGCGUGUCGAACGCGGCUGGGACGGGGUUGGUGGUGAGCGAGAUGGUGUUUGAGGAGGGAGGCAAGGCGAAGAGCGCGGAUUGCGAGGCGUUGGAUCCGAGGCAUUUUCUUGUUGAAGGGGUGAAUGAAGACGAAGCGUAA